AGUGCCGAGGGACCGGCACGGCCGCGUCACGUCCGGGGAAAACGAGGCCGCGGUCGCGUUGGAUACUGGCUUUCGAGAAGGAACGUCUAGUCUUACAGCCAUGCCGGAGCUAGGACGCCUCGAUCCAACGAAAUCAUGUGCGAUUCUCGCCAGUUCGCAGUAGUGACAGGAAGGACAUCAGAACUUCAGAAGGUGCCCAGCGUGGUGUCGACCUCUCAGCCAAUUUAUCGGCCACACCACUGCUCUGUAUGAGCUGACGUCCGGCGGCGGCAGCGGCCGAUAGGUCGGGGAUGGAGUGGAGCUCGGCCAGCCGCGCGGCGCUGAACGCCUCCCUGCCGCCGCCGCUGGGGGAGGAGGCGGCGGUAUCCGCCGGCCCGGCGCUCUGUCUGUCCGUGGCCAAGUCGGUGCUGCUCGGCCUGGUGGUGGCGCUCACCAUCGGCGGCAACACGCUGGUGCUGCUGGCGCUGGUGCGCAGCCGCUCGCUGCGCGACAGCACCGCCUACCUGAUCGGCAGUCUGGCCGUGGCCGACCUGCUGCUCGGCCUGGCCGUGCUGCCCUUCUCGGCCGUGCUGGAGGUGUCGGGCCGGUGGUACUUUGGCGCGGCGUUCUGCGCCGUCUGGGCGGCCGCUGACGUGCUCUGCUGCACGGCUAGCAUCCUCUCACUGUGCGUCAUCUCCGUGGACCGGUACAUCGGCGUGACGCGCCCGCUCGGCCACGCGCACAUCAUGAGCGGCCGGCGCACGAUGGCGCUCAACGGCCUGGUGUGGGCCGUCUCGCUGGCCAUCAGUAUCGGUCCGCUGGUGGGCUGGCGCGGCCCGCCCGACGCCUCCGGACAGCGCUGCACCGUCAACGGCGAGGUGGGCUAUGUGUUGUUCUCGGUGCUCGGCUCGUUCUACCUGCCGAUGCUGGUCAUCCUGUGCGUCUACUGGCGCAUCUACCGGGCCGUGGUGCGCGAGACGCGCUGCUGGCAGAACGGCCUCAAGGUGACCGACUCGCAGGUAGCCCUGCGCGUGCACCGCGGCGGCCGGCGGCCGUCGGACGACAGCGGCUGCAGUGCCGCCGACGAGACGCGCUGCACCGACCUGGAACGCAGCGCCGUCGGCAGUCGGCUGCAGAGCAAGUUCCGCGUGCAGACCAGGGCGGCCAAGACGCUGGGCAUCGUGGUGGGCGUCUUCCUGCUCUGCUGGUUCCCGUUCUUCUUCAUCCACCCGCUCAGGGCGCUGUGCUCCGUCUGCCACGUUCCCGAGCCGCUGUUCGCCUUCUUCUUCUGGCUCGGCUACUGCAACAGCUGCCUCAAUCCCUUCAUCUACGUGUGCACCUCGCUCGAGUUCAAGCAGGCGUUUCGGCAGAUCCUGUGCGGCGGCGGCCGGCGCCGCGGCCCGCCGCCCGUCGGCGCCUCGGUGGUGUCUCGCGCGGCGCGGCCCUUCACCGCCCUGAGCAGUGAGCGGCGCGCCAACUGUUAG
Messenger RNA from Amphibalanus amphitrite, 1463 nucleotides. Its product is annotated as alpha-1A adrenergic receptor-like. Gene Ontology annotation, cellular component: membrane. The transcript has 4 exons. The coding region runs from base 291 to 1463 and encodes 390 amino acids. Gene Ontology annotation, biological process: positive regulation of cytosolic calcium ion concentration; phospholipase C-activating G protein-coupled receptor signaling pathway; adenylate cyclase-activating adrenergic receptor signaling pathway. NCBI's taxonomy places the organism in Eukaryota, Metazoa, Arthropoda, Thecostraca, Balanomorpha, Balanidae. The record is from RefSeq and is a predicted model, not a curated record. Gene Ontology annotation, molecular function: alpha1-adrenergic receptor activity; melanocortin receptor activity.